AUGUCGACGUUGGGAACAAGUUAUUAUGUCGACUCGCGUGUUCUUCCCGAGCAGGCAGAUAUGGCACCGAGGUACUCGUCAGCUGCAGGGGUGGAGCAGGCGAUGCUCACCGAAUAUGGCGGACAGGAGUCUUUCCCUUUGCAGUCGAAAUCUUCUAUUUUUGGUGGAUCUUGGAGUCCCAUCUCGGCCCACCCUCCAAACACAGCCGCUCCGACCUAUAUACAUCACCAUUACACAGGCGGUGACAGCGAUGGCAUGUUUACGCGCUCCUGGGCGUUGGACCCGGUCUCUGCGUCUCUGUGUUUGACGGGAUUACCAUCGACAGCCAUGCAUUAUGAGAUAAAACCCGAGCCUCUGAUAGGGAGUGGUGAAUGUACAACUUUGGAGACGCACACACUGCUUUUGUCUGACAUUGAAAACGGAGCCUCCCUUGCAGAGAAUCCCAGCGAAACCACAUCCACGUCUAAACCCACUGACGAGAGUCCGUCAGCUGAGGAAAAGAGGGAGAUAGAUGCAAAUGACCCUUCAUCCAACUGGCUUCACGCAAAGCCCACCAGAAAAAAGCGUUGUCCGUACACAAAGCAUCAGAUCCUCGAACUGGAAAAGGAGUUUCUGUUUAACAUGUACCUCCCCCGGGAUCGUAGAUACGAAGUAGCGAGAGUCCUGAGUUUGACCGAGAGACAGGUGAAAAUCUGGUUUCAGAACCGCAGGAUGAAGAUGAAGAAAGACAACAAAGACCGGCGGAGAGACAGUUAACUGGUGUUAGACUGACGCUGGAUUAGAG
Molecule: messenger RNA, 784 nt
Organism: Scomber scombrus (Atlantic mackerel)
Lineage: Eukaryota; Metazoa; Chordata; Actinopteri; Scombriformes; Scombridae
Gene: hoxa9b
Product: homeobox A9b
Exons: 2
Coding region: 1-756 (251 amino acids)
Biological process (GO): regulation of transcription by RNA polymerase II; anterior/posterior pattern specification; embryonic skeletal system morphogenesis
Cellular component (GO): nucleus
Molecular function (GO): DNA-binding transcription factor activity, RNA polymerase II-specific; RNA polymerase II cis-regulatory region sequence-specific DNA binding
Source: RefSeq, a predicted model, not a curated record